Messenger RNA from Prunus armeniaca (apricot), 6681 nucleotides. NCBI's taxonomy places the organism in Eukaryota, Viridiplantae, Streptophyta, Magnoliopsida, Rosales, Rosaceae. The record is from the annotation of a GenBank genome assembly.
AUGAGCGGCUUCCAGAGCCGAAAACGGGACCGUGGAAGCUCAUGGAGCUCCAAGAAGCAGAAGGUUAUGCGCAGCGCUGAGGAAGAGCUCGAGUCGAAGCUAGGGUUCGAUCUGUUCUCCGAAGGCGAUAAGCGGCUCGGAUGGCUGCUCACUUUCGCAUCCUCAUCUUGGGAGGAUCAAGACACCCGUAAGGUUUAUAGUUGCGUCGAUUUGUAUUUCGUUUCGCAGGAUGGUUCUGCUUUCAAGUCAAAAUACAAGUUCCGCCCUUAUUUCUAUGCAGCCUCAAAGGAGAAAACGGAAAUGGAUGUUGAAGCAUAUUUGAGACGACGAUAUGAAAAUCAAAUUGCUGAUAUUGAAAUAGUGGAGAAAGAAGACCUUGAUCUGAAAAACCAUUUGUCUGGCCUACGCAAGUCCUACCUAAAGCUAUCAUUUGAUAAUGUUCAACAACUAAUGAAUGUCAAGAGUGACCUAUUACACGUUGUCGAAAGAAACCAUGCCAAAUUUGAUGCUGCAGACGCUUACGAGUCAAUAAUAAUAGGAAAACGAGAACAAAGGCCUCAGGAUUUUCUAGAUUGUAUUAUUGAUCUUCGUGAAUUUGAUGUUCCCUACCAUGUCCGCUUUGCCAUUGACAAUGAUGUAAGAUGUGGCCAGUGGUAUGAUGUUAGUGUAUCCAGUACUGGUGUUAUGCUUGAGAUGAGGACAGAUCUUCUGCAGCGCGCUGAAGUUCAUGUUUGUGCAUUUGAUAUUGAGACGACUAAGCUACCUUUGAAAUUUCCAGAUGCUGAAUAUGAUUUAAUAAUGAUGAUUUCGUACAUGGUUGAUGGACAAGGUUACCUGAUUAUUAACAGAGAGUGUGUUGGGGAUGAUAUAGAGGAUCUGGAGUACACUCCCAAACCAGAAUUUGAAGGGUUUUUCAAGGUGACAAAUGUGAAGAAUGAGGUAGAGCUUCUAAGACACUGGUUUGCUCAUAUGCGGGAGGUGAAGCCUGGAAUUUAUGUCACAUACAAUGGUGAUUAUUUCGACUGGCCUUUCCUGGAAACCAGAGCUGCAUAUCAUGGGUUAAAAAUGAGUGAUGAGGUUGGAUUUCAAUGUGACAAGAACCAGGGGGAAUGCCGGGCUAAAUUUGCUUGCCAUCUUGAUUGUUUUGCUUGGGUCAAACGUGAUAGUUAUCUUCCUCAAGGGAGCCAAGGCCUUAAGGCUGUUACAAAGGCAAAGUUAGGUUAUCAUCCCCUGGAGGUGAAUCCGGAGGAUAUGGUUCGCUUUGCAAUGGAAAAACCUCAGAUGAUGGCAUCAUAUUCUGUCUCUGAUGCUGUUGCAACUUAUUACUUGUAUAUGACCUAUGUUCAUCCAUUCAUUUUCUCUCUUGCAACUAUUAUUCCAAUGUCUCCGGAUGAGGUUUUGCGCAAGGGUAGUGGAACCCUUUGUGAAAUGCUUCUCAUGGUCCAGGCAUACAAGGCAAAUGUUAUCUGCCCUAACAAACACCAAUCUGACCCCGAAAAGUUCUAUAAAAAUCACCUUUUAGAGAGUGAGACUUAUAUAGGUGGCCAUGUUGAAUGCCUUGAAAGUGGUGUGUUUAGAUCUGAUCUUCCAACCAGUUUUAAGCUUGAUGCCUCUGCCUAUGAGCAAUUGAUCAACAACCUUGAUCGAGAUCUUCAAUAUGCUAUAAGAGUAGAGGGUAAGAUGGACUUGGAAUCCGUGUCCAAUUAUGAAGAAGUGAAGAGUUCUAUAUUGGAAAAGGUUAUUUUGGUGAUUGAUGUAAACUUCCUUGGGGAUGUUCAUCGGUUCGAAACUGUUAAUCUGUAUUCUGUAGCCAAUUUUCAUCCAUUCGAAACUGUUCUGUAUUCUGUAGCCAAUUUUCAUCCGAUCCAAUGUAGAUUGGAUUGUAGGUUGUACAAACCAAUCCAAUCUGAGUUACAGAUGAGAUCUGCACUGCUUGUGAUUUCAAACCGUCCAGGAAAAACUUGUCUUCGCAAACUUGAAUGGGUUUGGCGUGGAGAAAUAUUCAUGGCAAAGAAAAGUGACUAUUAUCAUUUGAAGAAGCAAAUUGAGUCUGAAUUUGUUGAUGGUUCCAAUUCCAAGCUGUCAAAAUCUUUUCUUGAGUUGCCUAAAAUGGAGCAGCAAUCGAGGCUCAAAGAGCGUCUAAAAAAAUACUGUCAGAAGGCAUAUAGACGAGUAGUGGACAAGCCAGUCACUGAACUUCGGGAAGCUGGGAUUUGCAUGAGGGAAAAUUCAUUCUAUGUUGACACAGUUCGCAGCUUUCGAGAUAGAAGGUAUGAGUACAAAGGGCUUAAUAAGGUUUGGAAGGGGAAGUUGUCUGAAGCCAAGGCUAGUGGGAAUUCUAUAAAAAUCCAGGAAGCACAAGAUAUGGUAGUGCUUUACGAUUCAUUACAACUUGCACAUAAGUGUAUACUUAAUUCCUUUUAUGGAUAUGUCAUGCGCAAGGGUGCAAGGUGGUAUUCAAUGGAAAUGGCUGGAGUAGUUACAUAUACUGGAGCUAAAAUUAUUCAGAAUGCUCGCUUGUUGGUUGAGAAAAUUGGAAAACCUCUUGAAUUAGACACAGAUGGUAUCUGGUGUGCGCUCCCUGGAUCUUUUCCGGAGAACUUUACAUUCAAAACAAAAGACUUGAAGAAGAAGCUGACUAUCUCAUAUCCAUGUGUUAUGCUUAACGUUGAUGUAGCAAGGACCAAUACAAAUGAUCAAUACCAGACUCUUACAGAUCCUAUUGGAAAUACUUAUACAACUCAUAGUGAAUGUUCUAUUGAAUUUGAAGUGGAUGGACCCUACAAGGCUAUGAUUCUUCCGGCUUCUAAAGAAGAAGGAAUUCUAAUUAAGAAGCGAUAUGCUGUUUUCAAUGAUGAUGGGACCCUUGCUGAACUUAAAGGUUUUGAGAUCAAGCGUAGAGGUGAGCUGAAGCUCAUCAAAGUUUUCCAGGCCGAGCUUUUUGAUAAGUUCCUUCACGGUUCUACUUUAGAGGAAUGCUAUUCAGCAGUCGCUUCUGUCGCCAAUCGCUGGCUUGAUCUCCUUGAUAAUCAAGGAAAGGAUGUUGCAGACAGUGAGUUGCUUGAAUAUAUAUCAGAGUCAAGCACAAUGAGCAAGUCUUUAGCAGACUAUGGAGAGCAAAAGUCAUGUGCAGUGACCACUGCAAGACGUCUUGCUAAUUUUCUCGGUGAUUCAAUGGUCAAAGAUAAAGGACUGCGUUGCCAGUAUAUAGUUGCAUGUGAACCAAAGGGCACACCUGUAAGUGAGCGUGCUGUUCCAGUUGCAAUAUUGAAACAGAUGCGGGUUUCAUCAGAUGUCGGCAUUCGAUCCAUUAUUGACUGGUCCUAUUACAAGCAACGUCUUGGUUCAGCAAUUCAGAAAAUUGUCACCAUUCCAGCUGCAAUGCAAAAGGUCGCAAAUCCUGUUCCUAGGGUAGCUCAUCCUGAUUGGCUGCAUAAGAAGGUUCGUGAGAAGGACGACAAAUUUCGGCAGCGCAAAUUGGUUGAUAUGUUCAGGUCAUUGAACAGGGAUCAUUUGCUGGAAAAGAACAGUGAUGCUAUCGGCUCUAAUCAUGCGAUUGAUGAAGAGAUUGUUGAAGAUUUGGAAGACUUCAACAGAAAAAGCAGUUCCAUAAAUGGACCCAGACCAAUUGUCCGAUGUUAUGAAGUUAAUAACAAGAAAAAUUCAGUCGAGACAGCUGGUCAAAUAGAUUCACAGCAACAACAAACUAAUAAUAAAGAAAAUGAGCUUCAAGAGCAAAAUGCCGUCUCGUCUGAAGCUAUUGAUAGAAAUGUAGAUUAUCAUGGCUGGCUUCAAAUAAAGAAGAGGAAAUGGAAAGAUACUCUUGACAGGAGGAAGAAGCAAAGAUUGAAUAAUGCGAGGUCUGCACACCAUGCUAAUAAUGAGGUGCUUGGUGGUGGUAGAAAUCGUAAAGAACCACAGGGGAAAGGUGUUAAUUCAUAUUUUAGGAGGAAUGAAGAAGCCCUAACACGCUGUCACUGGCAGAUAUUACAACUAGUUCCCAGUUCUCAGGGUGACCAAUUUUCUGCUUGGGUUGUUGUGGAAGGAAUCAUGCUUAAGAUUCCUGUUACCGUUCCAAGAGUUUUUUACAUCAAUUCUAAAGCACCUAUAGAAAAACUAUUUGAAAAAAUUUCUGAAGAAAAACCUCAAGGAAAGAAUGUCAACAAGACUCUUCCUCAUGGAAGGCGUGCCUACAACCUGUAUGAGGCUAUAAUAGAUGAGGGUCGGUUUAAGACAAUAAGCAAAAAGCUUGCAGCUCUUCUUGGCGAUCCAGAAGUUGAGGGAAUAUAUGAAACAAAGGUGCCUUUGGAGUUCAAUGCAAUUGUUCAGAUUGGUUGUGUCUGUAAAGUGGAUAAAACUGCUAAGAAGAGAAACGUCCAGGAUGGUUGGAGUGUGAGUGAACUGCACAUGAAGACAACUACUGAGUGCACAUAUCUGGACGAAUCGAUCUCUUUCUUUUACUUGUACCAGAGCACAUCUGAAGGGCGAGCUAUAUUUAUUGCCUAUUUUCCUGCGUCAAGAACAAUAACUGUUGUGGUGGUAAAUCCUUAUCAAAAUAAAGAUUUGUCAGCAUCUUUUCUUGAGAAACAAUUUCGUGAAGCUUGCCAAGCGUUAUCAAUUCAGCAACCCCCGAGGAAUGGUAUCAUUAUUAAGGUUGACUAUGUUGGAUUUCCCAAGGAUGCUGAAAUGAUUUUGCACCGUGCAAUUAAUGAGCACAGACAUGAACAUCAUGGACCUACAGUUGCUGUUAUUGAAUGCCCAAAUUUUCAGUUGAUGAAGUCGAGUAUAGGAGCUCUUGAUGAUUUUCCUUGUGUGAGCAUUCCCUCUAAUGCUCGCGAUAGUAACUAUCAGGUUCUUGGGUGGCAACAAGUGGCAGCAAAAAUUGGAAUGCAACGUUGUGCUGCAUCACCUCAGUGGUUGAGGGAGAGAAUUUCCCUCUCAAGAUAUGCCCAUGUACCAUUGGGUAAUUUUGAACUUGACUGGCUUAUACAUGCAGCAGAUAUCUUCUUUUCAAGAGCACUACGGGAUCAGCAACAGGUGCUUUGGAUAUCUGAUGAUGGUAUUCCAGAUCUAGGAGGCAUUAAUGAUGAAGAUACAUGUUUUGCCGAUGAGGUCUAUCAACAUGACUUUUCUUUCCCGGGAGCAUAUAGGAAGGUCACUGUGGAGCUAAAGAUACAUCAUCUGGCUGUAAAUGCUCUUCUGAAAAGCAACCAGGUGAAUGAAAUGGAAGGAGGUGCUUUGCUAGGAUUUGAAUCAGAUGUGAACUCAGGAGUACAUACGUCUGAUCUACAUGUUGGCUUUGAUGAAGCUACCUCAUGUGCACCUACCCUCCGUGUCUUGAAACAGUUGAUCCAGAGGUGUCUUGCAAAUGCAGUAACAUCUGGAAAUGUGUAUGCUGAUGCACUAUUGCAGCAUCUAUAUCGAUGGCUUUGCAGCCCCCAGUCUAAACUUCAUGAUCCAGCUCUUCACCGCAUACUCCACAAGGUCAUGUCAAAGGUGCUUGCAAUUUUAAUGAUCGAGUUCCGCAAAUUGGGUGCCAAGAUUAUAUUUGCGAAUUUCUACAAGGUUAUUAUAGACACAGGAAAGUUUGAUCUGUCAGGAGCCAAAGCUUAUUGUGAUAGCUUGCUUAAAACACUGCAAGCAAGAGAACUAUUUGAGUGGAUUGAGCUUGAACCAUUGCAAUUCUGGCAUUCCCUGCUUUUCAUGGAUCAGUAUAACUAUGGUGGAAUUCCGGCAAGAGCUGAUGGAAGCAUGCAUGGUGAAGCUCAAAUGGAUAUUGUAUCAAGCUGGAAUAUCGCUGAAUACUUACCCAAGAAAAUUCAGGACCAUUUUGUUUAUAUUGUCUCUCAGUUUUUAUAUGUUCCCUGGGAUUAUGAACAAAAGCAGGCAGCAGUCAGAACAUCUUUACAGAAUGAAAGCAAUUGCACGCCAUCAAUCACUGUUGCAGCUGCUGAGACUUUUGAGUCUCAUAUGAUAGAUUUUCUUAAAGGACAGAUCAGCUCAUACUUUACAGAUAAACUUCUGGGAAUUGUUCAUGAUACCAUACUUCACAUGAAGGAGCUGAACAAAUCUGAGGAUGGCCAUCACACAUCUCCUGGGCUGCCACAACUCGCUGGUGAUAUCCACAAAGGGGAUGCAGCGCUGGAGUUCAUUAAGCAUGUCUGCGGUGUUUUCUCUCUUGACCAAAAUGUUCACCAUGACGUUAUGGUAAUGAGAAGGAAUCUGUUGAAAUAUUUGCGUGUGAGGGAGUUUGCACCUGAAGCCGAGUUUCGUGAUCCCUGUGCAUUCUUCACCUUACCAAAUGUCAUUUGCAGCUACUGCAACGAUUGUAGAGACCUGGACGUGUGCCGUGACUCAGCUCUACUAGCUGGGGAGUGGCGCUGUGUUGUGCCGCAAUGCGGGCAGCCUUAUGACAGAGAGGUCAUGGAGAAUGCCCUUCUUCAGAUUGUACGGCAGAGAGAGCGCCUCUACCAUCUACAGGAUCUGGUAUGCCUUAGGUGUAAGCAAGUGAAAGCUGCACACUUAGCGGAUCAAUGUGUAUGUGCUGGCUCAUAUAAAUGCAGGGAGGAUGCAACGAAAUUCCGUAGCAAGAUGGAGUUAAUUUGGAAGAUUGCCAUUCAUCAGAAAUUCCAACUUCUCCAAGAGUGCACUGAAUGGAUUUUGGAAGUUGAUCACUCUUAA